Messenger RNA from Anopheles marshallii, 2874 nucleotides. RefSeq lists its product as uncharacterized. The transcript has a single exon. NCBI's taxonomy places the organism in Eukaryota, Metazoa, Arthropoda, Insecta, Diptera, Culicidae. Bases 1 to 2874 code for a protein of 957 amino acids. The record is from RefSeq and is a predicted model, not a curated record.
AUGGUACGUGCGGUGAUCCCGGUCGUGGCGAUCGUCGUGCUGAUCGUGAGAAGCGCUCCCGUUGGCGAGGCACAUCGCGUCUGGACGCGGUGUGAAGUGGCGCGUGAGCUGGCGCUUAAGCACGUCCCGGAAGAACAGAUCGGCGAUUGGUUGUGCAUCGCCGAGCAGGGUUCGGCGUACAAUGGGUCGGCUGUCAACUUGCGGUUCAAGCAUUUCGGUGGCAGUGGAUAUUACGGGCUGUUCCAGAUAAUCGAUCGAUACGCGUGCGCAAAGUACGGUUCGAUUUGUGGUUUAUCCUCGUGCGACGAGCUGCUCGACGAUGAGCUGGACGAUGAUAUUGAGUGUAUGCUGAAGAUCCACGCGGCGUACGUUCGAGAGUUGGGCGAUGGAUUUGCCGCCUGGCCGAUUUACAAAACCGCCUGCCGCGCGGAAGAAAGUGACAUUUGGCCAAGGUCGGCGAGUUUGCGAGUUCCUUUUGACGAUUGUCUGGACGAGGAGGUCGUAAGAGUGCAGGCGUACUUCAAGCGUAAGCGUGCGAAGGCGAAAAAAGCAAAUCUUGUGCAGGCGCCACAAGGGAAGGUGUAUGAACGCUGCGAACUGGCGGUGGAGUUGCGUGAUCGACAUCGAAUGCCGGUGGAACAGAUUGCAACUUGGGUGUGCAUCGCUUAUCACGAGAGUCGCUUCAACACCUCAGCGGAGGGUCGUCUGAAUGCGGACGGGAGCGGCGACCAUGGACUGUUCCAAAUCAGUGACAUCUACUGGUGCUCUAGCGAUGCCAAUAGGCCGGGCAAAGCGUGCCGUGUCACGUGUGACGCCAUGAGGGACAACGACAUUACGGACGACGUACGGUGCAUACGGAUGAUUUACGACGAGCAUCAGCGAAUUUCGGGCAAUGGAUUUAACGCCUGGACAGUGUACAAGCCGUACUGUGAGGGUAGGGAAGCGAGCUUCAUGCACAAUUGCUUUGACGGAGCAGGUGGAGCUCAGGACCGGUAUCCGACCACACCCAACAAACCACGGCCAGGAAUUGUGGCACCAACCGUACCCACGGUUCCAGCGAAGAAGUUGCCCACAGCGGACAGCGGUAAGGUGUACGAUCGCUGUGAGCUGGCAAACGAUCUACUGCACAAAUUCCACAUGCCCAAGGAACAAGUGGCAACGUGGGUGUGCAUUGCGUACCACGAGAGUCGCUUCAACACCUCAGCGGAGGGUCGUCUGAAUGCGGAUGGGAGUGGCGACCAUGGGCUGUUCCAAAUCAGUGACAUCUACUGGUGUUCUCCACCCGGCAACGGAUGGGCCUGUGGAGUGAGUUGUGACGCACUGAAGGAUUCCGAUAUCACAGAUGAUGUGCGCUGUGUACGUACGAUCUUCGACGAACAUCAGCGAUUAUCCGGAGAUGGGUUCAACGCGUGGUCCGUCUACAAACCGUACUGCCAGGAUCGCUCGAAUUCGUUUGUGCGAGGUUGUUUUGGAGCAGAAGACGACGCACCUCACCCGGUAACAGUACCAAGGCCUGCCAUUACUGCUCCAACAAGUGCACCGCGUCCUCGCUUCUCCCCGGGCAAGGUGUUUGACCGGUGCGAGCUAGCCCAAGAGCUGCAUCUUCGUCAGGGUGUCUCCCUGGAACAAACAGCCAGCUGGGUGUGCAUUGCAAAGUAUCAAUCCAACUUCAACACGUCUGCGAUCGGUUACGGACCGGAGGGGGUCCAGUACCAUGGUAUGUUUCAGCUGAGCGAUGAGUUUUGGUGCUCUCCACCCGGCAAAGGAUGGGUUUGCGGGAUCACAUGCGAGCAGCUGCGUGACGGUGACAUCACAGACGAUCUCGCUUGCAUGCGACACAUCUACGAGGAACAUCAGCGCAUUUCCGGCGACGGGUACAAUGCAUGGGCAGUGUAUCAACCGUACUGCAAGGGUAAAAGUGCCACCCUGCUUGACGGGUGCUUCGAGGAGGGUGAAAACGCGAUCGUUCCCACGCCACCGACAACUCGCCGUCCGGUGUCGCCGCCGAAAAAUUUCCCCCGCGGAAAGGUGUACCAACGGUGCGAGUUGGCACAGGAGCUGUACUACCGGCACGAAUUGCCAUACGAUCAGAUCGCCACCUGGGUUUGUAUUGCGCAUCGAGAGUCUAACUACAAUGUAUCGGCAAUCGGACGCUUGAAUGCGGAUGGAAGCGAAGAUCACGGACUGUUCCAAAUCAGCGACAUCUAUUGGUGUUCGCCGCCGGGGAAGGGUUGGGUAUGUGGACUGUCCUGCUCGGAUCUGGAGGAUAACGAUCUGACGGACGACAUCGAGUGUAUGAAGACGAUCUACGAGGAGCACACACGACUGUCGGGCGAUGGAUUCAACGCUUGGGCUGUCUAUCGUCCGUACUGCAAGGGACGUUCUGAGCACUACAUCAAUGGAUGCUUCGAGGAGCCCAGUAUCGAUACGACGACGAUCACGACGACUCCUACCACCGCGAGAACCCGCACGACAAGGUCAUGGACAAGUACGACAAAGUUGCCACGGUGGAGUACGAUCCCUACCACUCGAUCUACCACCAUCACCACCACCACCAGCGGUGCAAAGUCUAGCAGUCUGCGGCAGACGGCAAGAACUCCCACUUCAACCGUCCCACCAACCACUCGGUCUACAACAAGUUUGUAUGAAUUUUAUCUAAACAACUUCGGACGACGUCCGGCCAUCACUACUGCCAUGCCGGUGUACACGUUCAAACCGUUUGCCUCCCGGCAACGUACAACGAUCACUGCCACCGAACGUCCAACGACUGCAACGACAACAUUAUCACCCGUCUCGACGACCUACCCGAACGAUCGUUCCGUACAGCGUACCACGAGGUUUAGUGACUUCAACCGUUGGUUCCAGGACGGUUAG